CAUCAUGCAGAAGAAACAAUGCAGGAGGUAGCAGUUUCAGUGCUGAUUCAAGACAGGCUCAUUUAACCUCAUUUAAUCACCCUUGGAUUCUCAUGAUGGCCCUGAUCUGCCUUUGCGAGUCUGUGAAUGGAUCAGACCAGGAUUACGAGUUCUGCAAUGGCACUACAUUGAACUUCACCGGAAACGAAAGUGGACACUGUUACCUUCAGACCAUGGACGAAGUUCUGUUUAAGCUUCUGGGCCCAAGACGAUCUCCGUUCUUCUUCCCUGUAACCUGUACUUACAUCCUUAUCUUCAUGACCGGGGUCUUAGGAAACCUCCUGACCUGCGCUGUGAUCACUAAAGAUCGUAAAAUGCAAACUCCCACCAACUUGUAUCUCUUUAGCCUGGCCAUCUCCGAUCUUCUAGUGCUACUCUUCGGGAUGCCUCUGGAAAUCUAUGAACUUUGGCAGAACUACCCUUUCCCCUUCGGUGAGAGCAUCUGCUGCUUUAAAAUCUUCUUGUUUGAGACGGUUUGCUUUGCUUCUGUGCUAAAUGUCACAGUGUUAAGUGUGGAGCGCUACAUAGCUGUGAUUCACCCACUCAAAACCCGUUACGCCAUCACCAACAAGCACGCUCGAAGGGUCAUCGCUGGGGUUUGGGCUAUGUCUCUGCUCUGCGCCGUCCCGAACACCUCGCUUCACGGCCUGCAGUACCAGUAUCUGCCGGAGAGGGUUCAGGAAUCGGCUACCUGCAACCUGCUCAAGCCCAAAUGGAUGUACAACUUGGUGAUCCAGAUCACGACUGUACUCUUCUACUUUGUGCCCAUGAUGAUGAUCAGCGUGCUGUAUCUGAUGAUCGGCCUGACGCUUGGCAGAGGGCAGAGGCAGAGGAAGGACAAGCUGGGAAGCAAUCACAGCAACGACAGCUGGAAAAUCCAUCUGGACAGCAGACGGAGGAGACAGGUCACCAAGAUGCACUUUGUGGUGGUAUUAGUGUUUGCCAUCUGCUGGGCUCCGUUCCACAUCGACCGGCUCUUAUGGAGCUUCAUCACCAGUUGGACAGACCACAUGCAUAACAUCUUUGAAUAUGUGCACAUAAUCUCCGGCGUGCUCUUCUACCUCAGUUCGGCUGUAAACCCCAUAAUCUACAACCUGCUUUCCAGCCGCUUCCGGGAACGAUUUCAAGCGCUGGUGUGCAGUCGCCUGUCAACUAGAUCCUCGCGUAAUGACUCCAUGCCAUUUUACAUCAUACCCAAAGACCCCCCGACUGAUUUCAAACGGACUGGAUAAGAGCAGGAACACACAUGGCCUUUUCCUUUUGUCAUUAUCAGCAGUGGGAGAGAGGGAAUGAAUGAAUGAUAUGCUUUGAAGUGAGACAACACACUCGGCGCACUCACACGGCAUUGUACUAUUCACUCCAAGAAUAGAAACAGAAGGUGUAAAGCAUGCCUGUAAACA
Messenger RNA from Danio aesculapii, 1439 nucleotides. RefSeq names its product neuromedin U receptor 3 (gene nmur3). Bases 93 to 1271 code for a protein of 392 amino acids. Gene Ontology annotation, molecular function: neuromedin U receptor activity. The transcript is spliced from 2 exons. Gene Ontology annotation, biological process: G protein-coupled receptor signaling pathway. Gene Ontology annotation, cellular component: plasma membrane. NCBI's taxonomy places the organism in Eukaryota, Metazoa, Chordata, Actinopteri, Cypriniformes, Danionidae. The record is from RefSeq and is a predicted model, not a curated record.